Messenger RNA from Carya illinoinensis, 2988 nucleotides. RefSeq names its product NAC domain-containing protein 79-like. Gene Ontology annotation, biological process: regulation of DNA-templated transcription. Gene Ontology annotation, molecular function: DNA binding. The coding region runs from base 1354 to 2499 and encodes 381 amino acids. NCBI's taxonomy places the organism in Eukaryota, Viridiplantae, Streptophyta, Magnoliopsida, Fagales, Juglandaceae. The record is from RefSeq and is a predicted model, not a curated record. The transcript is spliced from 6 exons.
GCGUUAUUUCUUAGUGUGGAGGCGGAGGGGCGGAGCAACGGUAGCGCUUUGUCUUAGCUCAUCCGUCGCUGCUCAUCUUAGUAGAGAUGGACGAAGCAACAUAAGCGAUUCACCUUUGUCGAUCCGACGGGCGUUAAUCGUUUUGCAAGCUUCAACUCGAGUGAUCGGCUCCUUAAUUUUGAAUUCAUCUUUUCUAACUUCCCACUUCGGAACUGCGUUGUUCCUUAACCGCCGGACACCCUCUAACGCGCUUUGUCUUUUUGGUGAGAUUAAAGGAAGAAGCAACAGGAACAGUUCAUCUUUCCUCAUCCGUCGCUAUUCGUCUCGCAAGUUCCAACUCGAUUGAUCAGAACCUCAAUUCUGAUUUUAUCUUAUCUAACUUCCCAAGUUUCCCGUAAUUCCUUAAAAUUGAACUCAGAUUUCGGUGUUAUCUAUCCCUCGUUUUUCCUUUCUUUUCCUUUUCCUUCUUUUUAGAUACUCAGUAGGUUAGGAUUCUUGUGUGAAGUAAUCUUGUUAGAGUCUCAAGGGCAUUUAAUUUUAUUUCCGAGUACUUUCUGAUGGUGGGUAGAGUUGGGUUAAAGAAUUAUUCAUUUAGUUUUUGAUUUCUUGAAUGCACACAAACACAGAGAGAGAGAGAGAGAGAGAGAGAGAAUCUUAAGACUAUAUUUUCUUUUUAAUUGAGAGGUGAUUUAACUUUUUCUGAUUGACUCAUCUCUGCUUACUAUUCUUGAAUUUAACUAUUCUCCCAGGUACUGCAAAUUUCUGGUCUUAAACUAUCCAGGUCGGGUGCUGUUAGCUAUCAGCUGAAAAAUUGUCUGGCUGAUUAAAAAUGUGAACUUGAGAUCUUGAAUCCAAAUUCCAUUCUUAAAUUUUUUUUUUUGAUAGGUAAACAAAACUUUAUUACUCAAAGAAUAGGCCUAGUCCAGUAUAUGCAAGAACAGCCCUAAUUAAGCGGGCGCAAAGAGAGACAUUCCAUUCUUAAAAAUUAGAGGAAAUUAUUGUUUCAUUUUUGGGUUUUUUUGCUUUUCUUUUCUCUGUUACAUCCGAUAUCCAAAUGGACAGAGUCCAUGGAUUCCACAUGCUUCUCGUUAUUGAACUUUGAGGUUUACUUGCUUGCUGAAAUUAAAAGAAAAUAUUUUCCCAGUUUUACAAUACUCUUCUUCUUCUAUCAUCAUCAUCAUCAUCAUGAUUAUUUUUAUUUUCUGAAUUGUAAUUGGCAACUUGCUACUUGGGUGUUUGUCCACCCGAUCUAAUUAGUUAUUUUCUUUGCCAGAUUGACGAACCUUCUUUUGCAAUCUACACUCCGAGAUUUUGGUCGGAAUUUUGUUUCCCAUCCUUUUGGAUUGUCUUACAAUGUCUUCUCCAGCGGUUGCCUCUCGUGGAGAUUUAAAAUCAAAUUGUACUGUUGAGGAGCUCUUUCUGUCUUUCGAGAAAAUGAUCUCUGGAUCCCAGUUCCCAAGCAAUGUGUUGCCUGAUGUAAAUCCUUUCCUGUACAGGCCCUCAAAUCUACCUGUUGGCUUUUGGCUUUUCUUCUGCUCUGAGGAGAUCAAUGACAAACUUGGGUUCUGGAAGACCAAAGAGCAUGCUUGUGAAAUUUUCUCAAACUCCAUCAUUACUGGUUUGAGAACUACUCUCGAAUUUUAUGAAGGCCAAGCUCCUCAUGGGUGUAAAACUGAUUGGCUGAUGCAUAAGUACAGGAUAUUGCAGAGAGAACCAUGUGAAGGCAGUGAGGCAAAGGAAGCAAGCUUCCUAUGCAGAGUCUUCCUUGGUGGUGAGCAAAGCCCAAACCAUGAAAUGGAACAGAAACUGGCUAGCACUGGUAUUCAAAGUGAAAAUUAUGUUCACCCUGCUAAAUCAGUUGCUGCUGAAAGUAGUAUUGGACAAAGUUCCACAAACAAACCUCAGGUAGUUGAGGAUGACAGCACGAGCAGAUUGGCUUUGGCAGAGAGAUUUCCAGAGCCUUGGCAAGAAAAUCUGCCUGAAGUAGGUUACCUUUCUGAAGGUGAUUACAUGGAAUUAUUGGAUCUUGAUAAUCCAGCAUCACCUUCUUCAAGUUCAGAAAAUUCCAGUUGCGUGACCAUGUCAUCAGGUGAAUGUUUUGAUUCAUUGGCUUUGUUGCAAGACCUUGGAGAUAGCCAGAAGGAUGUAGGUUUGAAAUUCGCUGUCUCUUCAUCACUCAGACCAGAAGAGGGCAUCGUGUUUCCACCCAGUUCAGGAUCUCUUGUUACUGGUGGAAGAAACAUGUUGGCACCUGAAGAAAUCCUCAAUACUGAUUGUUUUAGUCCUGAAUCAGCAGCAUGCAAUCAAGUCAUAGAUAACAUUUUCAAUCAUACCGGAAAAAAUCAGAAGACAAAUUUUGGGAAUGAAGGUCCAUCAUCAAAUUCUCGCGAUGUGGCCGCAUCACUGAAUUGCAAUAUAGAAGCUCCAGAAGGGGAAAACAGGGCUGCUGUUGACAGAAAGAGAAAUUUUAUGAAGUAUCUGUGCUUUAUGGCAUUCUAGAUCUUCCUAGAGGCAAUACAGAUAGCAUUUGUGUAUAACCCAUUUCAGCAGGAGGUAAAUGGAUCGAGAUUCCCUCAAGUUCUGGCCUCAAGUGAGGGAGAGAACUUUAGGGAAUCUUUUUCCGAAGUAAAUUUAUGUAUUUUUUAGCAGUAUGUCCAACAUCAGCAAGGUCAUUGGCCAGGAAGUCUAUUCUAGCAAGGUUGUGGCAACUAUGUAUACCAGGUUAGAGCAAAGGUAUACAGAUUUAGGUGGCAUUUUAUACUGAGGCAGGAAUAGGAGACUAAUUUUAAGGAAAACCAAAGGUAGGAAACUGGUUUUCUCAUCCUAUCUUCUAGGAGAAGAAUGGAGCUCUUUCUGCCGGUUCUUGUUUGUUGUGAGCUACUUGUAUUUCUUCCGAACUUGUGUAUUUUUCUUCUUUUCUUUUGGACGAAUGCUUUUGUAGUACUUGAUUAUUGCUCUAUUAAGCAGUGGAUAAAAACUUCUUGUGCA